Cydia strobilella is the source of this 605-nucleotide messenger RNA. Its product is annotated as selenoprotein K-like. The record is from RefSeq and is a predicted model, not a curated record. The coding region runs from base 131 to 391 and encodes 86 amino acids. NCBI's taxonomy places the organism in Eukaryota, Metazoa, Arthropoda, Insecta, Lepidoptera, Tortricidae. The transcript is spliced from 4 exons.
UUAGUAUUACAUUUAUACAAGUUGUAAUUUUUAAUCUUGUUCUAAACUAACUAAAUAACCACGAAACUCUUUAUCAGUGUUGGGUUUCAGCAAAAUAAAUAGCCAGAGGUCAACUCCGUGUGUUAGAGCUAUGCCAUACAUCAGUUCAGAUGGCCAGGUUGGCAAGAGGCCCUUCAGUCUCUAUGGCAUCUUUUGGGCCAUCAUCAACUUCUUUUAUCUGUUCUACAUGACGCUAAUCAAUGCAGACCACAACAAGCAUGGGGAGAAGUACACGCGCGAGUACAGGAGUCCGGGCAGCGGGCCUCCACGCCCGCCGUCCCGUCGUUUCGGGGGCUUCAACUCCGGUUCGGGGCCCGCGCCACCACCAGCCGGGGGCUGCGGCUGCGGCUAGCGGAGCCUUAACACCAACCGAUACAUGCUUAACGACUUGACGCCUACUUGUAACUGCAACCUUAGUCAUAUGAAAUAUUCCGGAGUCAAAGUACCAUGCUUUAGCAAUGAAGAGACACAUAUUGAGUUUAUACCUACAUCUAACAUUCUUAGCUAUCAAUACAUAAUAGAUCAACCUGCUAAAUCUCAUAUACAAAAACUGAUUUUUGACGAUA